AGGUCAUUCUAUGCAUGUGGUCAGUCCCGCCCCCUCAAUAUGGCAUCUCGACCUGAACACCGUGCACCUCCAGAGAUUUUCUAUAAUGACCUAGAAGCAAGAAAGUACACACAAAACUAACCAUGAGCUCUGUGUUUUCCUCAUCCUUCCAUUGGCCGCCACGCUUGCUAGUGUUGAGGGCUAUACUGGUGGUGGUCGGAGGGUUCAUGGUUCACUUCACUCUCGGCACCAUCUACACAUUCGGGAACAUGGCUCCAUACAUAGUCUCUUAUAUACGCAAUCAGUCCCACCCUCAAGACUUGAACAAUGCCACCUCUUCCUGGAUAUUUGCGUGUGCUCUGAUUGGCCAAGGUGGAGCCAUGUUUAUUGGUGGUUGGUUGGUUAAUAAGAUAGGUCCAAGGUUCACGACCUUACUAGGUGGUUGGAUUAUGAGCGCUGGCGUUGCUCUUUCCUUCUUUGCUAUCAAGGUAUCGUUUUGGCUCCUGUUGUUCACUUACGGCAUACUGUUUGGAGUGGGGGUUGGCAUAGCGUAUAUUGGACCUUUGACCUCUGCUAUGAAGUGGAUGCCUAAAUGGAAGGGUCUUGCCAACGGUGUCGUGGUGGCCGGGUUUGGACUGGGGGCUCUGGGGUUCAACGCUCUGCAAACACUAUACAUCAACCCUCGCAACUCGAAAACUUUUGAUGGACAAUAUUUCACUGACCCUGAACUGAUUAGUCGAGUGCCAUGGAUGUUCCUGCUAAUGGGAGGUAUUUAUGCAGGCAUACAACUGAUUGGCUCGCUCAUGAUAACCACACCCCCUCCAAACUAUGGACAAACAGACGAAAAAGUAACCAAUGAGAUUGCUGCUGGCGAGAAAGAGGAGGAGAGAAAAGACGACAGAAUAACCACCGAGUAUGAUUACAAGGAAGGCGGUCCAGACAGUUUGACAAGUAGUCCAGACAACAGUUUGACGAGCAGUCUAUUGAAAGGGGGUGUGGCUCUCAAUGGAGGGGCGGAGUCUGAUGAUGAGGAAACAAAGGAGGAGGAGAAACUCAAGUUGCUACAAGAUGACACACAACCAGGGCGACCGGAUCUCGAGAGCUCUCUUGCCUCUAACUUGUUUCUACCCACCAACGUGGCUAGCAGCCUCUCCCCGAGACAAGUACUCACCAAGCCUAACUUUUACAUCCUCUGGUUCAUGUUCCUCUCCAAUGGAAUGGCUACCAUGUUCAUAGCCACCCUCUACAAGGUGUUUGGACUUGGCUUUAUCCAUGAUGACCAUUACUUGGCUAUUGUUGGUUCUGUAUCAGCUGUGUUCAACUGCGCUGGUCGGAUUGUGUGGGGGCUUUUGGCUGAUCUGGUCUCAUACAAGUUCUGUCUAGUGGUCAUGUCUGCUAUUAUGACUGUGUUUAUGCUUACUUUAUAUUCUACGAUACUCGGAGGAAAGAUUAUGUACUUUGUGUGGGUGUGUGUUAUAUUUUUCUGUGUUGGUGGCAACUUCUCUUUGUUCCCUACUGCCGUGGGUAGAGCCUUUGGUCUCAAGUACGCUGCCAUUAACUAUGGGAUGCUGUUCACUAGUCAAAUCAUUGCUGGAUCUCUUGGGGCAACGGUAUCAACUCUGCUCAAGAGUGUUAUUGGAUUUUAUGGACUCUUGUUUGUAGUUAGUGCCUGUUCUGGUUUAGGAAUGCUCCUGGCUCUAGUGUACAGGCCUAAACGUUAUGUGACUCUAUUGACCCAAACCAACUAGUGGUGUGUGUGUGUGUAGUUAGCUGUGUCUAUUGUACGUGUGUUAUUGUAAUGCUAUUGUGAACACAAUGAUUGUUAUUUCCUUGA
Halichondria panicea is the source of this 1813-nucleotide messenger RNA. RefSeq names its product probable 18S rRNA (guanine-N(7))-methyltransferase. Gene Ontology annotation, molecular function: transmembrane transporter activity; rRNA (guanine) methyltransferase activity. Lineage: Eukaryota; Metazoa; Porifera; Demospongiae; Suberitida; Halichondriidae. The coding region runs from base 123 to 1727 and encodes 534 amino acids. The transcript has 3 exons. Gene Ontology annotation, cellular component: nucleolus. Gene Ontology annotation, biological process: rRNA (guanine-N7)-methylation; transmembrane transport. The record is from RefSeq and is a predicted model, not a curated record.